This is a messenger RNA of Nymphaea colorata (pocket water lily), 2438 nucleotides long. RefSeq names its product F-box/LRR-repeat protein 3. NCBI's taxonomy places the organism in Eukaryota, Viridiplantae, Streptophyta, Magnoliopsida, Nymphaeales, Nymphaeaceae. The transcript has 7 exons. Gene Ontology annotation, biological process: SCF-dependent proteasomal ubiquitin-dependent protein catabolic process. The coding region runs from base 79 to 2034 and encodes 651 amino acids. Gene Ontology annotation, molecular function: protein binding. The record is from RefSeq and is a predicted model, not a curated record. Gene Ontology annotation, cellular component: SCF ubiquitin ligase complex.
GCGGCCAUUCUCCGUUUUUCCUUUGCCUUCUUCCUCCCUCCCUCCCGCCUUCCAUCUUCUCCUCCCGAGGUUCUCUCCAUGAAGAGAUUCCGGGCCACGGUGUCACCACCUUCGGCUUGCCUCUGCUCCAUGAACGUGCUCAGUGAAGAGAUCCUCCUCACCAUCCUUGAGAAGCUCACGGACUCCUCCGACCGGAAAUCGUGGUCGUUAGUCUGUCGGUACUUCUACGUUCUGGAGUCCCAACACCGCAAAGGCCUCAAGCCGAGGCGCUCUGACUUUCUGCCGUCGCUUCUUGGGAGGUACAGGAACAUCCAGUGCGUGGAUUUCUCCCUCUGCCCCAGAGUUUCCGACGAUUCUCUCCUGGCUCUUUCGAGACUCUGUCGGUCUACCUUGGCUUCCGUCAAUCUCUCACAAUCCAAGUUCUUCACCCAUGUUGGUAUCUCUCAGUUGACCAUCAAUUGCGCUUCUUUGGUCGGAAUCGACAUUUCCAACGGCACCCAGCUGACGGAUGUUGCUGCUGAGGCAAUAUCCAAGGCGGGGAAUUUGCAGACGCUGAGGAUGGGGAGGUGCAAACAAAUAACUGAUUUGGGUAUUGGAUGCAUUGCGGUUGGGUGUAGGAAGCUGCGGACACUCGGUCUCAAAUGGUGCUUGGGCAUCGGAGAUCUGGGGAUUGGAUUGGUCGCCAUCAAGUGUAAGGAGCUAAGGAGUCUGGAUCUGUCGUAUGUGCAGAUCACAGAAGCUUGCAUUGCAUCUCUAGUCCAACUUGAAUAUCUUGAAGAUUUGAUUCUGGUGGGUUGCUUUGGGAUAGAUGACGAUGGACUCAAGGUUCUCAAGAAGGGAUGCAAGUCUCUCAAGGCACUUGAUAUGUCCAACUGCCAAAAUAUAAGCCCUUCUGGCUUGUCUUACCUUGCUAACGGUGCAACUUUACUGCAACAGCUUACUUUGGCAUAUUGUACUCAUGUUUCGGAUUCCUUGGCUUAUAGUUUAAGAAAUCUCCCCAAGCUGCAGUGUAUCAGAUUAGAUGGUUGCCAGGUAACUUGCUCAGGACUAAAGGUAAUCGGUGAAUGUUGCACAUCUCUUCGAGAACUGAGCUUGUGCAAGUGCAAGGGAGUUAUGGAUGAUGGCCUUUGUUCUCUUCUAGCAAAACGCAAGGAGCUAAGAAAACUUGAUAUCACUUGCUGUCGAAAGAUUACUUGCCUUUCUGUUGUUGCUAUUGCAAAUUGCAAGCAAGUUUUUUCCCUUAAGAUGGAGUCUUGUAGCUCAGUCUCGAAGGAAUCCUUCAAAUUAAUUGGAGAACAGUUGCAUCUCUUGGAAGAACUUGACUUUACAGACAAUGAGAUUGAUGAUGAAGGUUUGAGGUCUUUCACAAGAUGUUCUGAACUUACAAGUUUGAAAGUCGGUAUAUGCUCAAACAUCACAAAUAGUGGGCUUAUACAUAUCUCAGGCAGUUGUCGGAAACUUAUAGAGCUGGAUUUGUACAGGGUUGCAGCAGUAGAUGAUACUGGAAUUGGAGCUAUAGCUCACAAUUGCCCCAUGUUGCAGAAAGUGAAUAUGUCCUAUUGCACGAGGAUAACAGAUGAUUCAUUGAAAUUUUUAUCCACAUGUCAGCGGUUGUCCGAACUAGAACAUCGAGGUUGCCCUCUUGUGUCAUCAGCUGGUCUUGCCGCCUUGGCUGUUGGUUGCAGGCUUAUAUCCAAGCUGGAUAUUAAGAAGUGCAACAAAAUUGGUGACAAGGGCGUUCUGCAACUAGGUCUUUUUUCCCAGAAUCUCAAACAGAUAAAUUUAUCAUACUGUUCCGUCAGUGAUGUUGGCUUGCUAGCAUUGCCAAGCAUGGGGUGCCUGCAGAAUCUCAUCCUCUUGCACGUGGGAGGUGUUUCUGCACAAGGCCUUGAAAUUUCUCUUCUGUCAUGUGCAUGUCUUAGAAAUGUUAAACUCAACGCACAUUUCAGAAGCAUACUAUCUCCGCAAGUUCUUGAGCAUAUGGAGGUUCGCGGUUGCACAUUCCAGUGGAGGGACAAACCCUUCAUGUUGUGACGACAACUGAAAUUUAUUAAUCAUCUACUAGGACCAUGUUCUUUGUGGCCUCAAAAGUCUGUUAGCUGCUGUUACCUGUAUAGUCCUGAAUUAUGCUACAGGUACUCAAUCUGUGGCCUACAGAAGAAUCGAAAAUUGUAUUUCAAUAUCUGGAAAUCUCUGUCAUCUUUCAGGUAGAGAUCUUUGCCCUGGUUUGGUGAAAAUUAUAAUGUUGCUUCAACUUUUCCAAGGUACCCGGAAACCUAUAUGAUGCACUUGACUACUGAGUUCACGGUUCACACUCACGGUUCACUGCUUUCAUCUUUCUUGUACUGUAACAAAGUUUAGCAGUGAAUGCUACAACGAAGAGAUUGCGAGUGCGAUGCAGUGGCAAUUUUUCAGUAAUGUAGAGCAUUCUUCACCAA